AUGGACGACCCUCAUGACGGCUUGUUGAAUGAGCUGGAGAAAUGUCACUGCCCUCCAAUAGAUCCUGCCCUUUUCAGCGCCAUCGUAUCCGACUUUGACCUCGCAAUUCCUGCUCAAGUGGAACAGCUGCGGGACACCUUGAAAUCCUUGAAGGAGUCAGCUUUGGAGCAAGAGCAUCUCCCUUUUGAUCCCUCGGGCACUGCCAACAGCACGGAUGAAGGGACUGGGGCCGGCUCGUUGCCCGGUCUUACGGACGCCACAACUUUACUCUCCCUGGAAGAUCCGACCGAUGAAGGCGGCAGAGCCACCAAGUCCGAAACGAGCCCCAAGCCCCACCUCGCAUACACAGUUGCUGCUGAUGGGUCUCGAUCUCUGUCUGGGGCAACUCUGCAAGACAAGGUUGACUCUUUGCACGACCUGUUCCCCACAAUCACUCCGUUGACCAUUAAACAAACACUGCAAAAAUGUGCAGGUGAUAUUGAUAGGUCCAUGGAUGUCCUUCUAAAUCUCAUAUUCUUUGACGAGAACUACAUUGACGAGGACGGUACGAAGGUCUCGCUUCCCAAGGGCAUUGAUGGCUUCAUGCAAGAAGAUAUUGUUGGGUCCAGUCGCAAGAAGGGCCGCAAGAAGCGCCAGACCAAGAAUUAUGGCAAUUCGGAGUUUGAAUCAUCGUUAAUGGACUCACUGGAUGCCGAGCCCCCAAAUAAAUGGCAGUCGGGGCAGAGAGACAUUGAGUUUAUCUGGACCCGAACAUCAGCUGUGUUGACCAAGCAGUAUGUUACUUCCAUGUAUCAUGCAAAUGCAAUGUCGUUGCCUGCCACCAUUCGGGCUCUUGCUGUUGCGAAUUCUCCAGAGAAGCACUCGGACAAUCAAGAAGAUCUCGUAACGUCAGUUCAGGUCACAGAACUUUCACAUGACUUCCCUUCCAUCCCCUCCUCCACCCUUGCUGGGCUUUGCGCCGUCACGCAGAACAUAAUGUCCGCAACCAGUGAGCUGGCUGCCAAAAUGACCAGCCAAGCCUCUCCUCCGAUACUCUCCGACCUCAUCAAAUUCACUGCGCCGCCCAUCGAUAUCACGUCCGACCAUGACCAGCCAAAAAGACGCCCGUACACCUCGCACCCCCCUGUCAGUUACGACGAGGCCCACGCCUCUGCCACCACCCAAUUUGCCGCCGGCUCACAAGCCUAUUCCCAGGCCUCCCAGGCCUAUCGCCGGGGUGCUUCCACCCCCUUGCUGCGUGGUGCCGCGGCCUACUAUUCAGAGGUCGGACGGGACCACUUCAGCAAAGCCAAAGCCAACAUCGCCGCCGCUGCUGAUGCCCUUGUCGAAGAGCAGUCUUCCGGCUCCUGUAUUGACCUUCACGGCGUCCCUGUCCAGGACGCCGUCCGUAUCACUCGUGAUCGGGUGGCGGCCUGGUGGGGGUCACUGGGCGAAGCGAAGUACCAGCGCGGAGGUGGCCUCGGCGCUCGUGGUGGAUUUCGCAUCAUUACGGGCGUUGGGCGUCACAGUCGGGAUGGCACCUCGCGCCUGGGGCCCGCCGUGAGCAAGAUGCUGGUGCGAGAGGGGUGGCGCCUGGAGAUUGGGGAGGGCGAGCUGACGAACAUUUUGUCAACCUUCCCUCUAUUUAUCUCCAUGCGCUCUCAACUUGUAGUCCGCCCCUUCUUCUCCUUCUUCAGCCCCCGCGCUCUUCCCGUCAUCAAACCGGCCACUUUUGCGCCUCUGAGGCCUCUCUCAAGCUCGACCUUCAAAGCCCCGCGUUCCAUCUCCGGGAGUAAACUGCUCAAAGCCGCCCCCACCAUCCCCUUCUUCAGCGCCUUCUUCAGCUCAAACGCCAAAGCUGAGGAACCGUCCAAAAGCAUGUCCUACCCCGACCAACGAAGUGACGACCAGUGGAGGACCGUUUUGAGUCCGGAACAAUUCCGCAUCCUCCGCCAAAAGGGCACCGAGGCCCCCGGCACGGGCGAGUACGACAAGCACUCCCCCUCACAGGGCGUGUACAACUGCGCCGGGUGCAACGCGCCGCUCUAUAAAGCCAACCACAAGUUCAAGUCCGGCUGUGGCUGGCCAGCCUACUUUGAUUCUAUUCCUGGCGCAGUGACUAGACAUGUCGAUAAUACCUUUGGCAUGAAACGGACGGAGAUCGUCUGCAGCAACUGUGGCGGGCAUCUCGGCCAUGUCUUUGAGGGGGAGGGGUAUGACACGCCCACUGAUGAACGUCACUGCGUGAAUAGUAUUAGUUUGCGGUUUACGGAGGAUGAGCAGAAUCCGAAGGCGAAGGCGUAA
Messenger RNA from Penicillium lagena, 2283 nucleotides. RefSeq lists its product as uncharacterized. The record is from RefSeq and is a predicted model, not a curated record. Gene Ontology annotation, biological process: response to oxidative stress; protein repair. Bases 1 to 2283 code for a protein of 760 amino acids. Lineage: Eukaryota; Fungi; Ascomycota; Eurotiomycetes; Eurotiales; Aspergillaceae. The transcript is spliced from 4 exons. Gene Ontology annotation, molecular function: ubiquitin binding; peptide-methionine (R)-S-oxide reductase activity.